This is a messenger RNA of Thyridium curvatum, 669 nucleotides long. RefSeq lists its product as uncharacterized. The transcript has a single exon. Bases 1 to 669 code for a protein of 222 amino acids. NCBI's taxonomy places the organism in Eukaryota, Fungi, Ascomycota, Sordariomycetes, Thyridiales, Thyridiaceae. The record is from RefSeq and is a predicted model, not a curated record.
AUGUAUACAGACACCAACUCACUCAUGGCAAGCUACCUAUCUGAUGGCCAUGGACGCGCCCCCGCCCCGGAAGACGAGCAUGCCGUGGUUGCCCCUGACCAUGCCCUCCCCGGCGGGCCCGCCGGCCCUGCCCUUGCCGGUGCCGAAGCCGAGGUCCCGGAUCCGCCCCGUGCCGAUGUCGAACAGGCACCCGUGCACCUCGAGCCCGCGGUCCCGCACCGCCUCCUGCACGACGGCGUUGGCCAUGAGCGUCGCGACCCCCUGCUGCACGUUGAGCUCGGCCACGCGCACGGCGCGCCGCCCUUCGUCGCCGAUGGCCCGCAGCUCCUCGUCGUGGGCCGCGCGCACGGCGCGCAGCGGGGUCAGCCAGGUGUCCAGGACGCCGCCGACGCGGGACCCGGCCAGCGCGGCCAGGGCGCCGCCGCACGACGAGUGGCCGCAGAGCACGACGUGGCGGACCUUGAGGUGCACGACGGCGAACUCGAUCACCGCCGACGUGUUGAUGUCGGUCGGGCUGACGAUGUUGGCGAUGUUGCGGUGCACAAACACGUCGCCCGGCUGCAGGCCCAGGAUCGUCGUCUCGGGGCAGCGCGAGUCCGAGCAGCCCAGCCAGACUGGCGGUGUAAAAAAGGAGAAUUAGCAAGUGCCGGAAUAGCCGCACAGAAAUAG